GGAGCUCCGCGCACAGGCAGCAGCCAGCGGCUGCUUCCAGCACCUCCUCCUUCUCCUCCUCCUCCUCUUGCCCGCGAUCCAGUUCUGGCUGGAGGGGCUCCUUCACGCGCUUGGCCCCCGCCCCACGCACGCGGCCUGGCCCGCCCCCGCCCCACCCCCGCCCCACGGGCCCCGGGGCUCCGCCCGCCUCGGUGGCAGGCGAGCGCACAGGCGACUGGCGCGCAGCUCCGGGUGCCCUCUCUUCAGUCCUCUGGCAGCUCGGCUCCAUAGAGUAGCCGGGACCUGGAGCCUUGGCCAGGACUCCCCUCCCGCUCCCUCCCCGUCUCCGCCCCCUCCUCCCGGCCCCGGCUCCCGGAUCUCGCCGAAGACAAUUGCAGUAAAUGAGGACAUCUGAGGAGCACGGAGCCGGGUGGCUGUGGCUGGCUCCGCCGCGCCGCGAUCGGGCGAGCGCGCGGGCGUCCCCAGAGCCGGCCGAGCCACUGCCUCCCCGUGCGCGUCGCUGAGCAGGAGCCGAAGGGACUCGAGCUGCGGCGCGGGGGCCGGCCGGGCCGGGCGGGCCGGGCCCGUGGCAGUGGAGGGGGCGGGCGGCGGACACGCAGCUGGCCAAGUCCCCGGAGCCGAGCCUCCUUCAGCGCGAGCCCGGCGAUCCUUGCCUUGGAUGCUCUGCCCCGAGUGCUCCGUGCCGUGCCAGGCUUGCCAGGGUCCGCGGCAAGACAUGCCCGAGCCAGGCGCUGCACCGACCUCCACUUAUCAGUAAGCAGCCAAAGGCACCAUGGUCAGCAAGGGCUCCGGCAGAUGCAUACUCACGACACCAGAGCGGGAAGUGGAGCCUGCCGCCUGCCUGGCCCUGGAGAUGAGAUAUGCCCUGGACCCUAACCGGCAGAUCAAAAAGCGAAACAAAGCUCUGCAGGUGCGCUUUAAGGAUAUCUGUGAGGCCCAGAAUGAGCAGAGAGACACACAGUUGUCUUCGGGACCUCUGGGGGAGAAGCGAGAGGCCAAGGCUGUGUCCUGCAGGGUGGCCUAUCGUAAGUAUAUGACCGUGCCCGCACGCCGCUCCAUUCCCAAUGUCACCAAGAGCACUGGUGUGCAGACCUCACCAGACCUUCGCAAGUGUUACCAGACAUUCCCGCUGGACCGCAAGAAAGGCAGUCUCAAAGGCCUGCCAGCUGCAGAUGCCUUCAAAAGCCAGAACAAUGGGUUUCUAGCAGAUUCAAAGGAGAAGAGCGAGGCGGGACCCAUGGAGGACCCUAGGCCUUGCAGUGCAGGAAGGAUUCACAAGACCACAGCAUUGGUUUUCCAUUCCAACGAGCACGUGAAUGAGCUGGAACAGCCUUCUGGGGUCAACUGUGCAGAACUCUGCAAGGCUCCAGAUGUGCUUGGCUACCCUGAGGCUCUUUUGCAGAACUCUCGGCAUCCCUCUGAGGAGCCCAUCCACCAGCCGCAAGGGAGAGCUAAGCUUGACAGGGGCACCCUGGACUCAGAGGAGCCCACUCCACUCACCCACGGAAGGGUGUUUAAAACAGAGGUCGCCACUGUGUAUACGCCUGCCAUCAGUACCAGGGCCCCUGAGCCUGGCUUGUCAAACUCUGCUGCUGCCAGCCAAUGGUCUCUCUGCCCUGCAGAUGAGGAGCAGAGACGAGCCACCCACCUCAAUGGGCUGCAGGCAUCCACAGGCUCUGCUGUGGCCUGCUCAACCCCGGUGCAGUGCCUGUCCCCAGAAUGUAGCGAACAGCCCCUGCAGAGCCAGCCUAGCCCCACAGCUGGGGUAGGGGAUGAAGAACGCCAACAAAUUGUGCCUCACACAGAGGUGGUAGACCUCAAGGCCCAGCUGCAGGUGAUGGAGAAUUUAAUCAGCUCUAGCCAGGAGACCAUCAAAGUGCUGCUGGGAGUUAUUCAGGAGUUGGAGAAAGGAGAGGCCCAUCGAGAAGGGCUUUCAUAUCGGACGGGGCAAGACACAGCUAAUUGUGACACGUGCAGGAACAGUGCAUGUAUUAUCUAUAGUGUGGAGCUGGAUUUUAAGCAACAAGAAGACAAACUGCAGCCUGUGCUGAGAAAACUGCAGCCUGUCGAGGAAACUCAGGUCAUCCCUUCGCCUUACACUCCGGAGACUCACUCCUCUACGCCCAAGCAAAAAUCCAAAACUGAGUCCAAAAAGCAUGGAAGGUGGAAACUCUGGUUUCUUUAAGACUCGUGGGCUUGGGAAGACCCAGACCGUCUUUUAAACCCACUGGGAUUUAAGUGAGUCCUUUUCCAAAUCGGAUAGGAUCAAGGGAACUGCGGUGCCAACGCGUGCUCCCUGCUUCUCGCCCUGCGUACCAAAAAGGCCUUCGCACCAACAGAUAAUCAGCAGCAAGGGAGUGACUGUCACCCCUUGCCAGCUGUCCUUUGCAGUUCACUGGUAUGGGGUAUAAGGUCUGAAAUAAAACUUACGUAGUCAAAGAUAAGGAAAAACUCUAACCCCCCGACAGUGCCCCCUUACCUAAGAAUGAGUAUCGAGAUGCCAAUGUUCCAUACGGCAGGCUGUCUUUGCAGACAGUGGAACUUCUCAUUAUUUUUGGCUCUUUAUUAAUUAUUAUUAUUAUUAUUUUUAAAUGAGAAGAGAAAGCAAGCCUUGUGUUGGCAAAGGACUUCAUUUUUACCUUUCAUUAUAAAAUAAGCAGGGGCGAGUGCAGUUUUCAGCACAUUCAAUUCCGGAGAAAGCACAAUUUUUUUCAAGUGGUCGGAGACCAUGAAUAAUCUCGAAAAAUGUGACUCUAUGUAUAUCUGCCUUUGUGUGCUGUAGCGCUAAGCCAAGUGACCACAUGUCAGUGUCAAAUUGACACCACAGAUUUAGAACCCUCUUCAUCUCCAGAUGGACGACAUGUUUACUGUUCAUUUUCCAAAUGGCCAGCAGCCAGGAACCACCCCCACCCCCACCCCGAGUCAUGAUAUGCCUUCAAUCAUUGCAAGCUGACAGGGUCAGAGCUCCUGGACACUAAGCUUUCUUAGAUCUUGUUUUUAUUCUUUGGGUACUCAAAGGCCAAAUGAUGAAUCUGGCAAGAAUUGGAAAACAGACAGAGAUACACAAUGGGUAAUAUAGUUACCUAUAAAUCACGGGUGCCUGGGCUGCGGCAGAAAGCGUUGGUUUUUUUUUCUUUCUUUCUUUCUUUUCUUUUCUUUUUGUAGCUCAAUCCCCAGAGAGGCUCCUUAUCCCCAAGUGAAGGCAGACAGGUGUUUUAUACAGUUAUUUAUGCUUUGUCACUACGGUGUGAGAUGUGACCAUCGCAGAGAGAAACAGCGUGUUUCCCUUAGCUGCUACCAAUGGCCAAACUUACCAUUGCCUCCAUUUAACCUAUCAGUAAAUUGUAUUAAAUGGCAUACUCAGGGGAAAGCUGUGAAUCAAAUGGUUUUAGGCAUUUUUAAAAAUCUGCUGUAUAAUCAAGAGUAAUUUCUUGAUUAUACAUGACAACAUAAACCUCUACCCCACUUGUUUUUCUGCUCAUUUCUUCGCACCUUUACAAGUAUCUUUUUUAUAGAAAACAAAAUCCUCCUGUGCAUUGAUGUCUCUCUGUGCUCUGCUGCUCAGCGAGGAAGCAGGUCUUUAUUGCCUUUUUUUUUUUUUUUUUGUCCUUUUUUGUAUUACUUAACGUUUUGAAUAGGUUGUGAGCAUACCAGAGAAACUUAGUCUUCAGUGUGGGUCCAGCACUUUCAGCUAGAACUGAUGCUGAUGGCAGCCAGGCAGAUGAGACCACAAACCUGCAGUGGCUCAGUUUCGGGAGAGGGUCAUGACCUUCUUUUGCUGGGGAGGAGCUAAGGCUCACCACAUGUUUUUCCUCUGGACUGAAGAGUUUCAUUUAGUUCUGAACAUUUGAGUUACACAAUGAGCUUUAAAAGAAAAGAAGCUAAAAGAAUAUUUCGUAUGAAGACUCUUUGGGGACUACUCAGAUCACACCAGACGUAUGCUUAAUUUAAAAUGCAAGGGCAUGUGCGUGCAUGCAUGCACGCACAAGACACACAUACACACAUGCAAAACACACUUGUGCACACACACACCACACACAUGCACGAAAACACAUGUCUAUAUGUAAGUACUCUACAAGAAUACAGAUCUGUAGAAGAGCAGUAAGCAGGCCUGUUGGAGAAGAGCCCUGACCAAACUGAUCCUGUACCUUGAAGGAAGUGCAAUUGUUUCAUGCAUAUGAAACUUUAAACAUGUGUUUCAUGUUUUUAUACUGUUUUUAACUGAUGUUAUAAAAAUGUUCACAGUUUUCUCUCCCUGUGUUUGAAGAAUCCCACGUUCUCAACGAGUGAAAGGAAGGGUUCAGCAGCUUUCUGUCCAGUGCUGCACAUCUGUCUAGAUACAAGCAUAUGUGACUACCUGUGACGUCGAUGUUUCCAACCAGUCUAGGCCCCCCAAAUCAAAAGAUUGAACAUGUGAGAGCCAGAAGUGAAACUCUGAAGAUAAACCAAUUCCUCCACAAAAGAACAAGCAUCUCCCCACACUGGAAACAAAAUAUAUUGGCGAGCUCAUUUCAUAGCUGAAUCGCAAUUUGCCAAUGACAGAGGAUGACCCUUCUCCUGGAAAGAUCGAACUCAAAAGUUUCAUACAAAACUAAGUAAAAAGUUCAGUGUCCCCUCCUAUGUAGAUGUACACAUGGCAUUACGUAUAGAGAGUAAAUUAUUAUACUUGUCAUUAAAUCUUUAUUAAUUUUUAAAUAAAAAAAUCAAAGGUAA
Mastomys coucha (southern multimammate mouse) is the source of this 4713-nucleotide messenger RNA. RefSeq names its product inhibitory synaptic factor 2A (gene Insyn2a). The transcript has 4 exons. The record is from RefSeq and is a predicted model, not a curated record. Gene Ontology annotation, biological process: inhibitory postsynaptic potential. NCBI's taxonomy places the organism in Eukaryota, Metazoa, Chordata, Mammalia, Rodentia, Muridae. Gene Ontology annotation, cellular component: postsynaptic density. The coding region runs from base 773 to 2185 and encodes 470 amino acids.